Canis lupus familiaris (dog) is the source of this 5674-nucleotide messenger RNA. RefSeq names its product synaptic vesicle glycoprotein 2B (gene SV2B). The transcript has 12 exons. Gene Ontology annotation, biological process: transmembrane transport; chemical synaptic transmission. Gene Ontology annotation, cellular component: membrane. Bases 1 to 2142 code for a protein of 713 amino acids. Gene Ontology annotation, molecular function: transmembrane transporter activity. NCBI's taxonomy places the organism in Eukaryota, Metazoa, Chordata, Mammalia, Carnivora, Canidae. The record is from RefSeq and is a predicted model, not a curated record.
AUGGAUGAUGGUUAUCGAAAUAGCCCAAACCUUUACCACGGUGCAAGGGAUAUAGCUCGAGAGGCGACCCGACAGUCCCGGAACCAAGGAAUGGAUGACUACAAGUAUCAGGACAACUAUGAGGGCUAUGCCCCCAAUGAUGCCUAUUAUCGUGGCAAUGAGUCCAACCCAGAGGAGGAUGCACAGAGUGAUGUUACAGAAGGCCAUGACGAGGAGGAUGAGAUCUAUGAGGGCGAGUACCAGGGCAUCCCUCACCCAGAUGAUGUCAAGGCCAAGCAGGCCAAGAUGGCGCCCUCCAGGGCGGAUGGCCUUCGGGGCCAGGCUGACCUGAUGGCCGAGAGGAUGGAAGAUGAGGAGCAGUUGGCCCACCAGUAUGAGACCAUCAUUGAUGAGUGUGGCCAUGGACGUUUCCAGUGGAUCCUCUUUUUUGUCUUGGGUUUGGCUCUGAUGGCUGAUGGAGUGGAGGUGUUCGUGGUGAGUUUCGUCCUGCCCAGUGCAGAGAAGGACAUGUGUCUGUCCAGUUCCAAAAAAGGAAUGCUUGGGCUGAUUGUCUACCUAGGAAUGAUGGCGGGGGCCUUCGUCCUGGGAGGCCUGGCAGAUAAGCUGGGGAGGAAGAGAGUCCUCAGCAUGUCUCUGGCCCUCAACGCUUCCUUCGCUUCUCUCUCCUCCUUCGUGCAGGGAUAUGGAGCCUUCCUCUUCUGCCGUCUCCUCUCAGGCAUAGGGAUCGGGGGUGCUCUGCCCAUUGUUUUUGCCUAUUUUUCUGAAUUCUUAUCUCGUGAGAAGCGAGGAGAACAUCUUAGUUGGCUGGGCAUCUUCUGGAUGACGGGGGGCAUCUAUGCAUCUGCCAUGGCUUGGAGCAUCAUUCCACACUACGGCUGGGGCUUCAGCAUGGGCACCAAUUACCACUUCCACAGCUGGAGGGUGUUUGUCAUCAUCUGUGCUCUGCCCUGUACCGUGUCCAUGGUGGCCCUGAGAUUCAUGCCAGAGAGUCCAAGGUUCCUGCUAGAGAUGGGCAAACACGAUGAAGCCUGGAUGAUUCUCAAGCAAGUCCAUGACACCAACAUGAGGGCUAAAGGGGCCCCGGAGAAGGUGUUCACGGUUUCCCACAUCAAAACUCCCAAGCAAAUGGAUGAAUUCAUUGAGAUCCAAAGUUCAACAGGAACUUGGUACCAGCGCUGGCUGGUCAGGUUCAAGACCACUUUCAAGCAGGUCUGGGAUAAUGCUCUGUACUGUGUGAUGGGGCCCUACAGGAUGAACACACUGAUUCUGGCUGUGAUCUGGUUCACCAUGGCUCUAAGCUACUACGGACUGACAGUUUGGUUCCCUGAUAUGAUCCGGUAUUUUCAGGAUGAAGAAUACAAGUCCAAAAUGAAGGUGUUUUAUGGUGAGCACGUGUAUGGUGCCACCAUCAACUUUACGAUGGAGAAUCAGGUUCACCAACGUGGGAAACUUGUGAAUGACAAGUUCACAAAGAUGUACUUUAAACAUGUGCUCUUUGAGGACACAUUCUUUGAUGAGUGCUAUUUUGAAGAUGUUACAUCUACUGAUACCUAUUUCAAAAAUUGCACUAUUGAAUCGACUGUCUUCUAUAACACAGACCUCUAUGAACAUAAGUUCAUCAACUGCCGGUUUAUCAACUCUACGUUUCUGAUGCAGAAGGAGGGCUGCCACAUGGACUUUGAGCAGGAUAAUGACUUCCUGAUUUACCUUGUCAGCUUCCUUGGCAGUCUGUCUGUCUUGCCCGGGAACAUCAUUUCUGCCCUGCUCAUGGAUAGAGUUGGAAGGCUCAAGAUGAUUGGUGGCUCCAUGCUAAUCUCUGCGGUCUGCUGCUUCUUCCUGUUUUUUGGCAACAGCGAGUCUGCGAUGAUUGGCUGGCAGUGCCUGUUUUGUGGGACCAGCAUUGCUGCCUGGAAUGCUCUGGAUGUAAUCACAGUGGAGCUGUAUCCCACCAACCAGAGGGCAACAGCCUUUGGCAUCCUCAAUGGAUUAUGCAAAUUCGGUGCCAUCCUGGGAAACACCAUCUUUGCUUCUUUUGUUGGGAUAACCAAAGUGGUUCCCAUACUUCUGGCUGCUGCUUCUCUCGUCGGGGGUGGCCUGAUUGCUCUUCGACUGCCAGAAACCCGAGAACAGGUCCUGAUGUGAAAGCAACCUCAGGGGAAAGAAAAUGUUGGAAGAACCUUAUCUAGGAACCUGCAAUGCAUCCAUGCUUGUGUCUGUCACUGUCUGGAGGACACUGUCCAGAGGACACCGGAGGAGAAGUUGAUUUUGUGACUCCUAGUUUAGGAAACCAUUUCAGCUGUCAAUAUGUUUGUAACUCAGGUGACUGAUUUGGGGGUGUCCUGAAUCACCUGUAGAAUCCCAGAGCUGCAUUCUUGGCUUCAGGUUUCCCCAGCCCAAAGCAGGGGAAGAAGGAUCACACCUUCCAGUGGGCACACAUGCUGAGCAAGGAGUGUGUAUUCCCCCUGGUUAGGUGCAAGGACUUAUUUGCAUUUCAAAAUGAAUUUGAGGGUAAGAAACAUUUAAGCUCUUCCUCCAUAAAGUUCCUCGGAGCCCAAUGACCUAACAAACUGACUUGCCAGGAAACUAGAGUCAUAUAAAUAUUGGGCUUGAAAUACAGGAUACUUAUAUUUUUGCAUUUAAAAGUAUCACCAAUCAUAUGUUCCAUUUGAAAAUUGGCACAUAGCAUUGAAGAUAUUCUGAUAUAGAAAACCAGAUAUUUGAGCAAUAUCUAUAGAAGUCUACUCCCCCCCUCAACCAAGUGUCCUAAGUUUUCCAUGAUGAUUAGGUGGUGAAUUUAAGGAUGCUAUUUACUCCUGUUUUGAUCUAUUCAAAGAAACUUAAAUGCGAUAGGUUUUCUGUAAACUAACUUUGUACAUAACUAUAUUUGGGUUUAAUUUGCAGAAAUGGUACCUGCAAAUAUUUGCCAGCACUGUAGCCAUAUUUUGGGAGGAGUUGGUGUUUGGGGUCCCAGGAGAUUGGGUCUGAUUGAGUGAAAUGCAAGAAUAAUCUUACUUAUAGCCAUUUAACCUGCUGUCAGGAGGAUGCACUUUGCAAGCUCACAUUGUACAGUUCAUUUAAUCCAGGCACUAUUCUUCGUGUAGGUGGAGUAGUUACUUUUCUCUCUUACACAGAUCACUUGUGAAACUCAAGCUCACCCAUUGUGAGUACCAGCUUUAGAUGCUGCUGCUCCCCCAGAAACAACACGAGAAGGGUUCAGGGGCCUCUGGCAUUCUCUUUGUAGACGAGAAUAAAACACAGUGGAGAACAUAGUUGAUUGAGGGAGGGAUGGGGAAGUGUAGCCACACUUCUCCAAAACAUAAAUUCUUUUUGUUUCUUUUAGCUUUAAAACAUGAUCUAUAUUUGUUAUCAUGGUCAUGUCCUAUGAGAAAUCUAUGCUGUGUGUCUAGGUCAGGGACUUUCGAAACAGCUGUCACUGGCAUGGGAAUUAGGGCAUGUAGUAGAUGUGAAAUAUGUUUCCCUUCACUGCUCCAAGUGAACUCUUUUUUGAGACCUUUUGGAACAUAAAUGGGGGUGAGGGUGGGGGUGGAGUGGGGAACCCAGGAAAACUACUUUGGCAAGGGUCAGCAAUUGGCUGAAGUCUUGACAACACAGAAAAGGAAGGUUUCAUCCACCAGAACUAUCUAGCAUGGAAAGACAGUGAGCUAUGAGCUCUUGUUCCUAGAGGUGAACUGGCCGAGGCCAGAUGAAUAUCAGUUUGCAAGAACCCGUGCUUUGAUUUGAUUUGCAACGUGUUUAGUGCUGUCAAGUGCCACACGUUCCCUACCAGAAAUCUCUAAAAACUUAAGCAGGAAAAUGACCACAUGGAAGGUUUUCUCGGCUUUGGGGAGACAGGUCCCAUGAUAGCUCCGGGCCCUCUUUCUGUUAUUCUCUGAAAUAACAGGUAGACAGGAGGGAAGAGUAAAUAUUAUGACACCUUUCCACCUUGGAUCUGAGAUCAGUUUUAAUGGUUAAAAUGUUUACUCUGCUUCUCUUGUCCCUACCUCUUGAUUCAUUCUUUUUUUCUGUACAGCAAAGGAAGACAUGUCAACUCUGAUGUGACACCCUGAUCCCCUCCCCAAGUAUAUAAAUAUACUACUGUGUAUUAACAUUUCUCUCAGUGUUUUAUAGGAGUUACUUAAGGUAAAUGCUAUGUCAAUAAUGAAAGGCCCAGUGUAACAUACCUGUAAUAUACUUUCUGUAUUCUGACAAUAUGAAAUACAGUGGCUAGGCUUGUUCAAGACAAUUGUAUAAACCAGAGAUUGCCACAUCCCUUGUAACAUUAUUUGUCAGUGGGAUAAUACAAUUUAAUGAGCAGCUACUACGUAAGAACUUUACAAAGUCUACACUUGUAUUUAAGGUGGAUCUUGUAAAUCUAACAUCUGAUUAAUUUUUGAGUAUGGAGGUGGCUGCCAUAAUUUGGAGGUCAGUUGGGGGUUUUCAAGCUCUAACUUUAUGGCUCCUUAAACCAAUCACCUAACCAACCAAGGGCAGUUCUUGUUUUAUCCAUCACAUAAGCCUCUGGAAAAGGUGCAGCCAUACUCUGCAGCCUUUCCCUGUGAAGGAUUGCCUGGCGCUGGUACCUGGCCACUUCUUAAGAAGUGCUGUCAUUCCUACUGAGAUAAAUGCUCCUUUAAAAAUAGUCUCUGUGGCAGGUCAUUGGGGGAUAAUGUACAACAUUCCUGGCCAGGCACUUCUUUUUCAUUUCGUGUUCUACUCUGAGAAAUUCCCAGUGGCAUCCUUGCAGCGUGGAAGGAUGAGCUCUCCUUCAUUGAGCAAAGCUGUUCAUGGUUCAUGAUGUAUUUUAUGAUGCCUGUUUUGGGAGUAGUUACUUUUAACAGGCUCAACUGUGUUGUGUCAUCUCUUGAUGCUGAUUUUUGACCUUCUGUUUUAUUGGAAAUAAUUAGUGACAGGGGUGUGCCUAUUUGUGAAGUUUAUAGCACAUGUACCUGAGGUCAUGUGAUAAAUAACUGCAUUCCCAGGGUCCCCUGCUACCUUGUAUUAGCUCAUUAAAAAAUAAUAAUAAAAAUAAUUGUAACCAACCUUUAAGAACUGAGGCUAGAGGUUAUUUCCAGACACUUAAGUUUCUUCUGUAUUCCUAAGUUGAUUGGAUCAGUUGGGGUUGGCAUGCUGAGAAGUAUUUUCUUCACCUUUCUUAUUUUGCAUUUGGGGACCUUGAGAGGUCAAAUGAUGUUGGUUAUAAGACCAACAUGGACCAAUGGAGUUGGUUAUAAGACCUACAGUGAUACUCUCUCUAUAAUUCUGGAGUAAGAUCUCAAUCAGUAAUUUCCUACUACAAGGCCUCCCAUUGAGUCUCUGAGGAAUGGGAUAGCGUGACAAACAUUUACCCUCCAUUCCUGGAGGCCACUCAUUGAAAAGUCACAUGAUUGUCUUACCUGGAACAAGUGGAAGGAACAUCAUACAUAUGAAAAGAUUGGUGUUUAUUAAUCCAUCUAGUCACUGAUUCAUUCAUUUAUUCAGUAAAUCCUUGCUGAGCCUGUACUAUGUGCUAGGCUCUGUUCUAAGCCUUGGGGACCCAGUGGUGAAAACUCUGGUCACAGUUUCUGCCUCCUGCCUCCUUUUACUUAUGGCAAGUGGGCAAGAUGGUUAUUAAGUUGGCAAUAAUAACAAAGUGCAAUGAUCUUAUCAUCAGUAAAAAUGUACCUUCUGCUUGUAA